AAGAAAAUAAAAACAAUUUUUGACAUAUUUACAUUUCGAGAAAUAGUGUCAUGACUUAAAAAAUGCAUUUUGAGUUAAAGCAUCUAUUCUGCAAUGUUAUAAUUCUUACGUUGUCUCUAAACUCUUAUCAUUUUGGCGAGCUUUAUUGAGUUUCCGGAAUUGUCACAUAUAUUCGCGAACCAGAUUUUUUUUCUUGUUUCCUGAAACCAAAGAAGUAUAAAAUAUACAGAAUGGCAACUGGCUGUAAUCUCGCGUGAGCUCGUGUCAGAGCGUGAUUCGGCGUUAUCUUACUAAAAACAAACAUCGGCGAGCAUGGAGUUACAAUUUGUACCUUUAAAACUACAUUUAAAAUAUACGUUAGCUUCUAAAACAAAAUUAGUUUAAUGUGAAAUGGUCUUAAGACACGAAGUACACGUUUUUAUUUGCCAUCAAAAGAAGCGUUGUCAUACGGUGAUAAUUAUUUUACCGAUGAAAAAUUGCUUUCGCAUACAAAAUGGCGCGUGGAGAAAGCGCCACUUCCGGUAAACGAGAUCUCAUUUUUUUGUUACGGGAGGUUGGCGAGAUUUGCUCUAUAUGCCUCUCAAGUUGCCAAUCUAUUUAUUUUUAUAACUCUUUGCUGAAACAGUGUCGUUUUACGCAGGCUUGGGGACCCUUUUUUCUUUCAGUAUUAACAACACAGGAGGAUAACUGAUGAGCUUGUUUUACUGACUGAGUCACUUGUACACGAAAGAUAAAAAUGGCAGAAGCAAGUUUUUCGUCAGAACUGCGAAAGGACAAAAUAGCACCUAUUUAUGUAGCAGAUAAAAUGGCAGAAGAUGCAGUAUUUGAAAAAUCAAAUCAGACAGAACCGAAUAAAGAAUUAAAUGAAAUAUUUACAGAUGCAAAUCUGGCACAUUCACAGCAAGCUGAAAAAAUAUGUAAGCCAUCAUCCGCAGACUCUGAAUCAAAGUCUUUGUCAUAUGUGCAAACAAAAAUGCUUGCAAGAGUUGCGCUUUCAGAUGCUCAUUUUAAACAUCAACAGCGUGGAGAACCAGACUUAAAUCUUGAACAAAAAAUUGAAAUUGCUCAAAAUGUUCUCGAUUCAAACAAAGCAACAUUCAUUGCAAAGUUUUGGAAAUACUUAGAACUGGAAGACUUAGAAUAUUUUCAGGAUUCAAGAGAUGUUUAUGAGGUAGACUUCUAUAUGAAACAAGUAAUGAAAAACAAAAAUAGAAGUGUUCAGAAAAACAUUGUAAAGAACCGUAGAUAUGAAGCAAUGAAGGAGUUGAUAUCGGAAGGGGAAUACUUCAGUGAUGAGGAAAUGAAAUUCAGGGAACCAUACCUGUAUGAGCAGAUGAUUGGACAAUAUUUGACACAGGAAGAAAUUCAGGGAAAAGUUGAUAAAUCAGACUUGACCUUUUCAUCCAUUUUACUUAAGCAUAUAGAUCAAUUAGAUGAAAAUGUGAGAUUUGGACAGGCCAAAGAUAAAGAGGAAGGUCAGGAAGAAGAGGAGGAAGAAAGUGAUGAGGAAGAGGAAAUGGAAUUUGAAAAUGAUAAAACCAAAAUGGAAAAUGAUGAUGAUGGUAGUAAAAAUGAUGAGGAUGAUACACCAAAAAUAUCUGAUGAACAGAAGAGGGAAUUAAAAGCUGAAUUCCUUACCAUUAUGCAGGAAAAAUUCUUAAAUGGUGAAGAUAAAAACUUUGACUACAGCAAAGUGGAUACCAAUGAUACUUAUGAUGACUUGACAGUACUGAAUGCUGAUGCUGAGGAGAAGUAUUUUGAUGAUGAAGAUCCAGAAAGUAUUCAUUCUGACAGCAGUUCCUGAAAGUAUUCAUUCCGACAGCAGUUCCUGAAAGUAUUCAUUCAGACAGCAAUUCCUGAAAGUAUUCAUUCGGACAGCAAUUUCUGAAACCAUUCAUAGUAACAGCCAUUCAUGAAAAUGUAUAUGCUUAUAGCAGCUCCUGAAAAUAUUAAUGUUUGCAGCAGUUCCUGAAAAAAGGGUUUAUUCCAGAGCUGUCCUUACUCUGAAAGUGCCGGUAUUCAUUUUGUUAGGAAUUUGGGAAAUUCUAUGCACAUGGAAAGCCCAGCUGUGAGUUUAUGGUUGUAUAAAAACUGUAUGUGCAUCAGUGUGCUAAGUAAUGUUACAUCUUUAUACAAAUGAUGUUUAGGAGUUUUGAAGAUUUCAUUCAUUCACUACAUAGUGCUUACUGUUUACAGUGCUUGCAGAACGUUGCAAGGAACUAAACAUGGUAGAGAGACAGUGGGGGAAAUUCUGUGUUUUGUAUUAACAUUUUUAGCUACAUUUAUCCUGUACUGUAGCUGUGCUGCAGCUUGUUAUCUGUGUAGUGUGAAACAAGAUUUACUUUAUGUUGACAGACCACCUCAUGACUGUUUUAUAUUCGUAAUGUAAUUCAAAAUAAUUAUUAUGAUUUACAACAUCUUCUAUUUUUAAAAUUAUUUAUUUCAAUUUGAAAGAGAAUUACAACUGUAUAACUGCAGGGAAAUAGAUUUUAGAGUUGCAUGUCUUGUUUGCAAAUAAAACACAGUUUUCAUUCAGAUGCGUUGUAAUUAAUCACUCAGACCGAAGCGCGCAAAAAAUCUAUUUCCAGUCUAACAUGUUCAAAUUACACCAGGAAGGGAUACUUAUCUGGAAUCCUUUUUUAGGCGGAAUAACCAAAAGUAGGUCAUUUUUGCAAAACAUGUUCUAAUCGACAAGACAAUACAUGGUAAAAUCCUUCUUUGUUUAUAUGAAAGAAAAUCUUAAUAGUGUUAGAAUUGUGUUUAGAAAUGUAACAUGUACCGGUAUGUCAUCUUUGUGGUUUGUGAUAAUCUAUGUGUUUAGAGAACAUCACAAUCAGGAAGUUUGAAUCCUGGACAAGGCAUUUGUACCUUAUGGAAUAUGAUGACUGACUGAAUACAAAGGAUCUAAGGACAUUCUCUCUCCUGCUCUGCCUAAUAAGGAGAUGUCAGUUUCUUAUGGAGUCAGGUCAACUUAGUUAAGGAAACCAGAAAAAAUUGACCAUUGUACGUAACAGAAGUACAAGAGUUUUCAGUACACUACUGGAAAAAAAACAUUAAUUUCUUCAUUGAUGAGAUUGUUUUACAAUGUAGGUACAGGGAUGGUUAGUUGAUAUGCAAAAAAGUUCUUUGGACAAAUAAUAACUAAAUGCUAGUCUCCUUGGCAAAAUCACACAAUGUCAUCAGGCCAGAUUUUGUCUUCCUGUUUUGCAUUUGUUACUUAGUUUCAAAACUACAUUUUCAUAAGGCAGGUUAAUAUUUAUGCGAAAUGUAAUGUUUUGCCAGUUAAUGUUAAGUGAUCAUUUAUUAUUGUUUUAGUCUUCCUUGAUUAGAGAUCAGUGAUGACAUUUUGUGUUUCGAACCAAAAAUCAAGGAAAGAGAUAAUUGGUAGGCUGAAUAAAUCAGUAGUAUGGGAUAUUGAAAAGUAGUGAGGAAAGUACCUCUGAUGACUAGGGGAUCAAAGAUACAAACAUCAAUCACAUCUUGAAAUAUCUAAAAACUCAUUGAUACGGACCUGCAGGUGCAUCACAGUUCAUUGUCCCAUUUCAUCAGUACUAAAUGGAAUAUUGUAUGAACAGUUCUUAUUUGUUUGUAUGUAGAAAAUGCAUUUAAUGGCGAGUGACUUUGAACUAUGUGUUGGCAGUUACAGUAUAUUUGUUAAUCUUGUUUCAUAUUGAAGUUGAGCUGCUUUAGUGGUACUGACAUUGCCUUAAAUAUGAUGAAUAAAUGAUAGUUAUGUAAUUUAAACAUUCAUAUUAGAUAUGUUCAAAUCUAUCUAAUGUUUGAAUUUCAGCAAAUUAGGACUAGAAAUAAAGAUAUUGGAGCACCUU
Messenger RNA from Mercenaria mercenaria, 3827 nucleotides. RefSeq names its product coiled-coil domain-containing protein 97-like. The coding region runs from base 737 to 1804 and encodes 355 amino acids. The record is from RefSeq and is a predicted model, not a curated record. The transcript is spliced from 4 exons. Lineage: Eukaryota; Metazoa; Mollusca; Bivalvia; Venerida; Veneridae.